Molecule: messenger RNA, 12102 nt
Organism: Zootoca vivipara (common lizard)
Lineage: Eukaryota; Metazoa; Chordata; Lepidosauria; Squamata; Lacertidae
Gene: NAALADL2
Product: N-acetylated alpha-linked acidic dipeptidase like 2
Source: RefSeq, a predicted model, not a curated record
CAGAUAGAGACAGCUGGAGGUGUGCUUUUAAAGCUCAAUCAGGCUGGAAUGUGGCUAAGGCUGGGCCUUUUUAAACUUUCCUAAGAACCUUUCCCUAUUUCUAUGGAAUUUUUUUGGCUUGCCCACUGAACCCUGAAGCAACUUUCCAGAUAUUAGCCAACUGACUUUACUUGCUUAGUUGUUCUCCCCAAGUCUCCACCUCUCCUGCAAUCAGGUGCACACAAAAAAAGAAACAGACACUAGCAACCCCAAGCCUUCGGUGUUGUGACUCGUCACAAUAGCAGCCAACAGCGUACAUCGCUCAAGCAGCUUUCUGCCUAGAAGUGAAAGUAACAGAGGAGUGAUUAGAAAGAGAGAGUGAAUAAGAGAGUCCAAAGUUAGACAGCUGCCGUGUUGUCCGAAGCACAUGGUAAUUCAGCAGAGGAGAUCAAAGGAUGUGAUGUCACUUCAUAGAGAACAGAGAAACAGGUCAGGCGAGCCCAGGUAACUCGGGAAGGCAGGUUGCUAAUUAUUCCCAGAAGAAAGUAAGGUGUACGGUUACAUUGCUACAGUAGGAAGUCAGGAGGUCAAACUUUCCCAGUCACCGACUCAGCUGGGCACUGCCUGGUUUCUCGGCAAAGAUCCUGCUGUUUUCUUCCCCACACCCCACAAUCUUUAGAACAUGGGAGAGAAGGAAAAGAGCUUCGCAAAUCCCCCCUUGCAAGGUAAAAAGAUGGCGUACCACAAAGUCGGCGCAGACCAGAGGGCACAAUAUCUAGAUAGUGAUGACCUCCAAGCCACUUCCCUGGAGCUAGAAUGGGAUAUGGAGAAAGAACUGGAGGAGCCCGGCUUUGACCAUUUCCGGCUGGAUGGGACAAUCCAUCAACAAGUGGGAAUUACUCAAAACACGGACCCGGACCUGGACCUGGAGCCCAUCCAGCCAUCGGCAUCUCCCAAAGGGAGGUUCCAGAGGCUUCAGGAAGAUCCAGAUUACGUCUCCCAUUAUACAAGGCCUCCACCAAAGAGCAACCGCUACAGCUUUUGCUGGAUAUUUAAGCUAUUUUGCACUGCUUUGAGUCUAUUUAUUUUGGGGGUUUUGAUAGGCUACUAUGGACACGUACGGUGCCCUCCUUCCCCACCACCACCUCCAAAACCAAGUGAUCCUCACCUCAGCCAGGAGAUUCUGAAAGAAAUCCAAGCGAAGGAUGUUGCACAGAUUUACAGAGAUUUGAUACAGCUGCGUGGGAAAGAAGAUAGAGAUAUUGCAAUGAAGCUGCUGGCUCAGUGGACAUCCUAUGGCCUUGAAGAUGUCCAGCUCGUAAAUUACUCUGUCCUCCUUGACCUGCCGGGCGCUUCUCCAAAUACAGUGACUCUGAACAGCACUGGUGAAUGCUUUUAUCCUAAUGGACAGCUGUGUAGCAAAGAGACCAAAAAGCUUCACAGUCAAGACCUUCUCUACUCCUAUGCUGCUUACUCUGCCAAAGGAACUCUCACGGCUGAAGUCUUUGAUGUGCAGUACGGGACUGCAGAAGAUUUGCUCAGGAUCCAAAAGACUGCAAAUGUCUCCAGGAAAAUUGCGCUUCUGAAGCUAGGACGUUUGCCUUUGCUGUAUAAGCUUUCUCUGCUGGAAGAGGCAGGUUUUGGAGGUGCCCUUCUUUAUGCCGAUCCUUGCGAUUUACCGAAGACUCAGAACCUGAGCGAGAAAGCAUUUAUGGUGUCCUUGAACGGUGGAGGCGAUCCUUCUACACCAGGGUACCCAAGUAUUGAUGGAAGCUAUAAACAGAACCGAUCGAACCUCACUUCUCUAUUAGUCCAGCCUAUUUGUGCGGCAUUGGCGAGGAAGCUGUUCCCUUCCUCCGAGAAGGCUGGUGGAAAUGAAGAUUGCGAACCCCUGGAAUUGCUGGCUACAGAAAGAAGAACUGUGACACUGAGAGUUCAAACACAACCAACGUACAAAACAAUGUCCAACGUCAUUGCAUACUUAAAAGGAGCCACAAUUCCUGAUAGAUAUGUAAUAGUUGGCAGCCACCACAGCACUUUAGGUGCCUACAGUAGGCAGCAGUGGGCUCAUGGAACUGCCGUGAUGACUGCAUUCAUCCAAGCCUUGAUGAGGAAAGUGAAGAAAGGAUGGAUACCUGACCGGACCAUCAUUUUCUGCUCAUGGGGAGAAACUGUGUUUGGCAAGAUUGGCUCCUAUGAGUGGGCAGAGGAUCUCAAGGAAGUUCUCCUGAGGAACGCUGUGGCGUAUGUGAGUCUCCACGAUCCGGUAAGGGGCAAAGCAGUUUUGCAUACCAUCGCAUCUCCUUGUCUUCAGCAACUGUCAACUGAGGUUAGAAAGAGGCACAACUUCACCUGUCUUGGGCAAGACAAAUGUGCAGAAUCUAAUGUCAGUUCCGUGCAAAUGCAAGGCGAUUCUGAUUAUUUCAUCAACCAUCUGGGGGUCCCGGCUCUGCAAUUUUCAUACCAAGAUUCGACAGCAUUAGAGACAGCAAGUUUUCUCUCUGAAGCCCUUUUCCCUCUACAUUCAACAAUAUCCAAUGAACUGGUGUCUUCCUUCAGCCUGCAUGAAUCCAUCGCAAAGCUGACAGGCGAAGUAAUUUUGCAAAUUGCCAACAACCCAGUACUGCCCUUUAAUGCCCUGGAUAUUGCAUUAGAAGUUCAGAAGAGCUUUAGAGAUGAACAUCUAAAUCUUGACCGCUUGCUGACAAUAGCCAACGCCCUGAGGGACAGUGCCCAGUUGUUCCAGUCGGAUGAGAUGCGUCCAGCGAACGACCCGAAGGAGAGAGCUCCCACCCGAGUGAGAAUGCUGAACGACGUCUUGCAAAGCCUUGAAAGAAACUUCUUAGUUCCACAGGCCCCUCCGGGAUUUUACAGAAACAUCCUUUACAGGCUGGAUGAAAGGACACACCAAUUUUCAGUACUGCUAGAGGCAGUGGAACACUGCAAGCUACAUCAGUCAAAUGAGACUCUUCAAGCAGCAUUGUCGAAAGUGCUCAGCAGCCUCAAUUCAGCUCAGGUUUCUUUCAAAGCAGGACUUGAUGUCUUUCAGGCUGCCUUACUGGGAAGCAAAUGAAGAUUCUGUCUUUUUCACAUGUACACACACACACACACACACACACACACACACACACAGAGGAAGAGCUUUGUUUACAUUUUGCAAAGGAAAACUCUGAGCUGGACCAGAAAUUGUAUGUGGUUGAAACCUUUCCUUUCUUUUGUUUUUUGACUCUUUAAAAGAGUCCGUUUCACGGCACCAUUUUGUACAGUUAGAUAAAUCUGAAGCAGCCUUUUGCACUGUUGACAAUUUAUCAUGUACUUCAAUUUCCGAAUGAUAUAUGGAGGAAAGCUAACUCUUUGGAAUGUGUUGGUACACACAAAAUCAGCCUUGUAAAUGAGCCCACGAAAGCCAGUAGGCUGCAAAGCAAAGGACUAGCUUGCUGUGACUGUCAGGAGAGGACAAAGGGCUGUGUACUCCUUGCAGAAGCCCUCUCGUUCACCUUCAUGGAAGUCCAUGUACUCACUAGGUGGGUGCUUAGAUAUAAGGUGGAAUAUCUCUGAAAAUUUCAUCUGCUUUAUUGAAAAGAUGGGGGUGGAGAUUAAGACUCAAUUUCAUCAUAAAUGGGGGGGAAUAGAUCUUCGGAUUUAGAAGAUCAGAUUUGGACUCAAAUAACAAAUUGAAUCGGGGUGAAACAGAACGGAUCUGAAACAUAUUGGGCAGCUUCCAAAUACUAAAGAUACAAAGCAAAUCUUGUUUCUACAAGAUAUCCCGUGUGUGUGGAUACACACACAUACAGCCUUGUAUUAAAGCCCUUGCCUAUACUCCCGGGUAUAGGGCGGUAUAAUAAUAAUAAUAAUAAUAAUAAUAAUAAUAAUAAUAAUAAUAAUAAUAAUAAUAGCAUUGAUUUCUGUGAAGGCAAUGAGUGGGCUGGUGCAGGAGAGAUGAAGCUGACAACCAGUGCAUGUCUUUAGUGGGCUGAAUUUACAUGCAUCCAUAGUCUUUCACUUUCUCAGUUGAACUGCGGCCCGCCCUCCAUUCUGUAUCACAAACUUCUGGUGAAAUUAUCUGUUUCAACAGUGGUUUGCCAAGUAGCAUUAGGGACUGCUGUUCAAUGAAAAGAGUCAACAGCAGAGCAAGUUGACACAGAAUUAGUAGAUCUUGGUCAUGAAACCUUACAGAGUGAUGAGGGCACUUUGCAAGGGCCACUAUGCUGAUUACAGGCACCUGUAUGCAUAUUGUAAAACUUCCAUCAUAAAUAUCUUCAGGUUUCACUGAUUAACCCCUUAUUUAUAAACACACUUUACCCUUAACUAGCAGCAAGCCAGGUCUGGCUGUCGAAUUACACCAGCAAUACUGAACAAUCCCUUCUUUGUAUUCUCAGACCAUUCUCAAGCUGCUUACGUUUUAUAGACAUUUAGCAUUAAGAAUUAAGCUUUCCUCACCUUGAGGUGGCUAGUGAGUCAAUCGUGUCUCCUGUGGAUGACAAGGUUAGUCAGAGUCAUAAAACAGUGUUGCUAGUAUUGUUCUCCGAUAAGAAAGAGAUGUUUAUGGACUAUAGCUGUCACUGUCUUAUCUUCAUGCUUAUGCACCAUGGCUGUGCUGCCCAGGAGACAUAACGCUGGCAAUAUUGGAUGUGGUUACAUUUCUCAUUCUUAAUCUCUGGCUACAACCAAGAUGGCAACAUACAUACGGCAUUGUGAGGUAUAUCCCGGUGUUUGCUUGAACUGCCAAGUUCAAGAGAUGUGCAUGCAAGCCCAAGCCCAACAUAAUUGUGUGUACCCACCCCCAACCUAGUCACUGUCAUUUCCUGUCCUGCCACAGGGAAAUUCUUGCUUGAGUAUGAGUACCGCUCACCACGUGAUUGGAGGCCCUGAAAAUGCACAAUAACCAACUGGACUGAGAAUUCUAUCUAGGUUUGAGUGAACACAAGUAGGAAUCCCAUGCAGACCUUCCCUUUGCAGAUCAGGCAUGCUCUGUGCAAGGGCAUUGAAGGUGGAGUUUGCACGCAUGCCACAGCCCCACCCCUGGCAGAGUUUCAUACUCAUGCUCAGGCAAACACCUGAACACACCUAUGGCUACUGUCGUAUCACAUACAACUGGGGAUGCAAAGUACUGCUGUUGUAUAUAGCAGAAAUUCACCCCCUGAAUUGUUGGCUGGCCUCUCAAUAUGAGUCAAGUGUUAGGCAAGAUAUUCCCAGUGGAAUCAAAACUGGCACCAGCAGAGUCGGACUAUCAGGGGGAAUGCAACUGAAAAUGGCAAAUCCACAGUGAGUGCCAUGGGUAUCCUGAAUUCAGUUUCCUAACAGGGAGAGAUUUCUGCUUUCCUGUCAAGAACCAGUACAUAUUCAGAAACCAAUGGCUUUGAGUUUCAUUGUAUUACAAGUAUGGCCAUACUGCACUAAGAGUUCACCAUUCAGCAGCUUGAAGGUGGGCUGCAAUAUUUGUAGACAUUAUUUGCUCAUAUAGAUGUAGAUCAAUUUACUCAGGGACCUGAGACUUUCACUGUGAGCUCACCUUGCUUCAUGGGUGAGCCAGCCCUGAAUAAAGAGUGACGUCAGGAUUUGCUGCCCCUUUGGAUCCUGCCAUCUGAGGCGGUCACCUCACAUUGCCUUGUGAGUGGGCUGGCCCUGAUGUGAGGUCUUGUCUAAUAUGUGAUUCUCAGUGAGAACUUAAAUAUGCUCCUCUUGUAUCCCUGUUAGGUUUGUUGACACACAUACACCCUUUUCAAAUGCUGUCCAUGGCUCUAGCAUUUAUUAUUUGGAAAUUUCAUAAGCUCAUGAUUAUUCCCUAACUACGUUCCUUAAGUAUUUGAUCUAUUUUUAAGCAACAUUUUCUAGUUUGAUCCAUCAGAAUCCAUAUUAGGUCAAUACCUUUAUUAGGUCAACAAAGAAUGUCAUAAAAUAGUGUGCAAACUUCUGAGUUCUGCACUCUUCAUCAGGCUAGAUGGUAUAUAAGUGGGGAGAAGAGGGAGGGGAAGAGAGAGAGAGAGAGAGAGAAGAGAGAGAGAGAUGGAAAAGCCAUCUGUGUUUGUGUUGGGAGGAGUCUUAAGGUGGAAGGCGGAAGAAGGAAGCAGGCGUUCAGCUGAGUGCCUGUGAGGCACUAUGCAAGUUUCAGGUUGUACCACAGUCUACUGUGGCUGAAUGUUUAUGUGCUGAGAAUGAACCUAGCCUCCCCAGAGCUCUUAUCCUCCUUUCCUGCCCCUCCCUCUGGUUCAGCUGUGAGGAGAUUUGAAGCAUUGACUUCCAGUUUCAAUUAACCACAGUUUAGUGCUCUGUCCAAAAUUGUGGUUAAUUUCAAGCAUGGUUUGUUUCGACUCUCCACCUUUGUAAAACUCAGUUUCAGACUGGCUUGUUUCAAAUGAAUCAUAAUUAAGAUUAGCCACACCUUGUGUGGAUUCACACAAAAUUGGAUUCAAGAAAUCGGGAGUGAAAGAUUCCCAACUCCUUUUGAAGGCCAUCAAGGGGCAAAGAGAAGAUAAGAUUGUGGAAGCAUAAUGCCUGGCAAUAUGAAAAGCUCCAUCUCAUAUUGCUCCAGGGCAAUAUGAAAAGCUCCAUCUAUGAUGCCUGAUGACCUGUGGUGGCUGGUGAAUUCUCCUUACCCACCAGAGUGGGAGGCAGCCAAACUUGAAGGUGGCCUCCAAAGAGAAUAUCACAAGCACCCACAAACCCGUGGUACUCUUUUCUUAAGCGUGGAUGGGUGAAGUGAGCUCUCAAAGAUCAUUUUUAAGCACUUGCAAAAGGUCAUCGUGAGCUACAUUCCAACACUGAUUGCUACCUUCAAGUGCCCGUAAGCUCAAUAUGAGGCCUUGGCUAGAUUGAUAACAGGACAUGGCUCCAAAUAAGUUGUGACCUAUAUUUAAUAGAGGAGAGUGGCUGAUAACUGGAUUAGCUGCCGGGGCAAAUGUAAAAGCUGUUAUUGAGGUUUGGGGCUGGUGUCUCCUCCUCUUCCAAUCUGUGAAGCUCUCUCUCAUGAAAGACAUUUAUUACAGAAGGUCAUAUCUCUCUAUCUCUCUCAGCCUCCCAUUACAAACUAGAGAAGGUGACCAGCUUCCUCUUUCCUGCUCUUUUGCCAGACUCCUAUGUUUAAUCUAUUCAUGUAAUGUCAGAGCCUGCAAGGGAAUUGGGGCCGUCAGUUAGUGCCAGCAAACCAGCUGGCAUCUAUACACAUCCCCCCAUCUCCAGCAGCUCACCCACAACCCAAACCCGUUUGUUCAGAAGAAAGUCCCAUUGAUUUCAAUGAGUUCUUUCACCUAAGUAAGUAUGCUAUAGACUGUAUCCAUUGAUAGGACAUGUCCUCUGGGGCCUUUGAGGAGCAUCAAUAAAGUAAGGUGCCAGUAAAUCAUAACAGGCAAUGUCAUCAGGAUUAAUUUUGGUAUUGACCAGCAAUAAAUUAAAUUUUCUCUUAAAAGUAAUAAUUCAACAGGCACCACCAGACUGCUGAGGCAUUCUUUGCUAGUCAUUUGCCAGUAUCCAGUCUAUAACAAACAGUGUUGAAUGAUCCCACAGCCAGAAAACUUUAUGGCUUAUAUAUUUGUGUGUUUAAGGUGGAUGAAAAUGAAAUGAUAAUGAAUAAGCUAACAUGAUUUUAUUUGUGCAUAUUUUAGUGCCCCCAUAAAGAAGAUAAAAUACAAUCAAGGCAGGCAAGUAAUAAGAAUACGGGGGAACUGGGAUUUGGGUACUAAGUUCAUGAUGGGCUGUAAAUUGUUUUUAACGUCUUAGGGGAUAAAACCGUAAAAUCUAUAGUAUGUGCGUGUUAAGCAGAUGUAUAUACAAUCACAAAGCACACACAAAACUGCCUAGUGCCUUAAGCCCUCUUCAAGCAUUCUGUAUUCACGUUAAGUAAACUUGUGAGGGUGGGUAGCAGGAAUGAGUGUGAUAGCUCUGCACCCACGGCUAUCCUGAUCACUCACCUGGAGAAUAAUCUCCUGAAGUGAGGAAUUGCCUCUACUUGUAGAGGUUCGCUGGAACCCUAUCAAAGUAAAAAUACAACAAGUGCAAGGAAACUUUUGCCUUCUGGACGUGACUGAACUACAGUUCCCAUCAUCCCUGCCUUUGGCCAUGCUUGUUGGGGCUAACAGGAGUUGUAGUUCAGCAACGUUUGGAGGACCAAAGCUUUCGCACUCAUAGAAAAUGGAUUUCCCAACCUCCUCUCUUCUGCAGCCCCAUGUGUCCUUCCAAAGCCACUCCUCAGGGUUGGGUGGGGGCUCUGAUUCUGAAACAGUAUGAAACAUGGCACAGGUUUGAGCAGGAAGCUAUCAAACCAGAGGAGGUGCCUUGCAGACGUGCGAGUGCCUUUGACUACCGUAAGCAACCUAUUGGAUAUAAGCCAUAAUGUUGAAGGUACGGAAACCAAGCGUUGCGAGUCAACUCACAGCAUCACAUCAGUUGGCCUGGAAACUGUCCUGUAUUGAUGCUUACUGCAUUCAUUCACAGUGGCUGACUAUGUGAAAGGGGACAAAUACACAAGGUGGUUUGAAAGCAGCCUGGAUCCUGCAUCCAUGUUGUGCAAAAGGCUGUGAGUCCCCUUUGCUGUCUUCACUGGGGUAGAGCAGGAAAUGGUGCAGCUUGAGAACUUGGCCAUGAAGCACAUUUCACGAAGGCAGCGUUCACACUUUCAAAUUGUUUAGAUGUCCCGACUUCAAAUCUCACUUUGCUCUUCUUCAUUUUAAAGACUGCAUGCUGCCUGUUAUCUGAUGCCUUCAAUGUCUGUGACAGGCAGAAGUGAAACGACGGCAGUAUUGUACUGAGUAUUGUACAAGUCUCUCUCUGGAAGGAGAUUCUAAAGUGCAUUUUAUAUAAUGCACCGGGGUGACUGUCUUUACUAUGUCUUUAUUAUAGUCACUCUAGGUAUGCAAGGCACUAAAUGGAGGGAGUAGAAUGGGGUUUUUGUAAUAGCAUUCCAAAGACACAAUAAAUCUGCCUGUUUGGAAUGUACUGUGGGGAGAACUGUUCAGCUUAGAGUUCAUUCUGGGUCUUGCCUUUUUCUUUUUUUAAAAAAACAGCAGCUUUUUGUUGCACCCUGGAUGUUUUAGCCAUUUAGACUCGGGUAGAAUUAGGACUACUUUUAAUAUAUAUAAAAAAUGCUGCUUUGAAAAUGCGGUGCAUAGUAGGUUGAGCAUCCCUCCUUCCACGAGUAAAGAAGCUAUGAAUUUAGUCAUUUAGUUUAGCCAUUUUAUUCACAAUCUGAGAUGUAGUAAUGUAUCUGUCAUAGAAAAACCCCAUUGAAGAAGAUUACAGUGGUUACCCAGACCUCAUUGAUGGUUGUGAAGGGGCCUAAAAAUGUAGGUCCACUUGCAGUUAAAUGCACAUUUUUAGAAACUUGCUUAGAACCUGUCCCUGUCUUCUUCUUUUUCUCCAGAAAAAGCGGCUGUGCAGGACUUAGAUUCAGAUCCGGGCUGAGGUGUGUGGAGAGAAGAGGGCAUUAGUAUCUACCUCUGGUUAUUAGGAGGGAUAAGUAGCAUUGCAGUGUGGAGUGUUCAUCUUCAGUAUGCCAGCCAGCCAGCCAGCCAUGCCCCCUUCAUAAUGCUCCAUUCUGACCCCCCACCCCAGCCACCCACUCCCAAAAACCAACCAGCGUUCCAUGGCCAAUGGGCACGUUCAUCCCUUGCUACAGAUGUUUUGCAGGACAUUGUCUCCUUAGCGGUUUUCAUAGAAUCAUAGCAUCUUACAGUUGGUAGAUGACCCCAUGGGUCAUCUAGUCCAACCACCUGCAGUGCAGGAAUCUCAUCUAAAGCAUCCAUGACAGAUAGCCACCCAACGUCAGUUUGAAAACCUCCAAGGAAGAAGAGUCCACCACCUCUUGUGGGAGUCAGUUCCACUGCUGAACAGCUCUACACUUCUGGAAACCCCUGAAGUUCCCCCAAGCAUGCUAAUACCCACGUCUUAUUUCAGCAUAGCCACAUUUUGGGUACAUAGCCAUCAUCAUAAUUCGUCACCCGAGUUUUCUAUUUGCAUAUAUGAUGGUAAGAUAGCAGGCCCAGCAAAUGCUCUUAAGAGGCAUGCUCUGCUUAACCUCGGUUUUCUAGAGGAGGCCUUUGAAUCUGAUGUGCAAGGUUGCUUCCAUCAUGAACAUAGAAAUCAUUUCUUCUCCAGCCACCUGAAAUUGUGCCCCUGGCAUAGUCCAACGUAGUAUGUACUGCCAGUGCAGGAUGUACUUACAGAGCUGCGAAUCCAGCACAAUGCAUGCUGCGCUGGUUUGCUUUCUGAGUGCUACUGCAAGGUAUCAAGAAGUCCCACUUACGAAGGCAUUCUGAAAUCCAGUUCUUGCAGUGCUUUGCCAUUGAUAAUCGCAUGUCCACUUCAUUUUGUGCUAACAAGUCAGUGUUGGUAACCAGGUUAGAGGCAACAACCACACGAAGCUGUGAAUGUUGGGAGAUAAAGGGCAGAGAAAAGAAUGCACUCAUUCACACAGCGCAUAGCCAAACUAUAGAAUUCGGUGCUACAAAAUGUAGCAAUGGCCACCAACUCAGAUGGUCUUAAAAGAUCUUGAGAUAAAUUCAGAGAGGAUUGUUGAAUAGUGAGUAAGAAGGAUGAAGACGCAGCUCUCAAAACAACCAGCUCUUUAUUCUAGCUCUGAGUCCCAGACUGAACAGUAGCUUAGCCAACUGGCUUAUAUAGUACUCAGUAACUUGCAACAGUAACAAACUUCCCCUAGCUACCCAAUCCGUGAACAGCACUCCCAAUCCUCCAUUUGCAUGUUGUGGACCUGAGUGAGAACUGCAGCCACGGUGGCCAGAAGGAGUACUGCAGUUAACUUAAUAUAUAACAAGGAUAAAGCUGCCAAUGGUUACUGGUCAUGAUGGCUGUGUUGUACCUCCAGCUGUUGUCCUCAGGUCCUGCUUGCAGGCUUCCCAUAGACAUCUGGUUGGCCACUGUGAGAAUAGGAAGCUGAACUAGGUGGGCCAUCGUUGGCUUGAUCCAGCAGGGGUUCUUCUUCUGUUCUUCUGGCUCGAUCCUCAUUCCCCUGUUACGGGAGCCCCAAAGGGACUUCAGUGGGUCUUGCCAUCAAAUCUUGCAGGCUCCUGUUGGAUAGCUCACUCGGUAGAGCACGAGACUCUUAAUCCCAGGGCCAUAGGUUUGAGCCCUACAUUGGGUGAAAGCUUCCUGCAUUACUGUGGGUUGGGCUAGGUGACCCCUUCCAGCUCUACAAUUCUAUUAUUCUAUGUCCCCAAAAUAUAAUAUAGGAUAACAAAUCUAUCCGGGAAAAAAACAAACCAGGUUUGUAUCCAAGUGGCAAUAUAGGAGGGGGAGGGCUGUUUUUUGACUAGAGAGGAUUAAAUAAUUUUUCAUUGCUGCCUGUCUGUGCAAUAAUGCCACGUAGUAAUUGCCUUAAAGGUAAAGGUAAAGGACUCCGACAGUUAAGUCCAGUUGCGAACGACUCAGGGGUUGCGGCGCUCAUCUCGCUUUACUGGCCGAAGGAGCUGACGUUUGUCCGCAGACAGUUUUUCCAGGUCAUGUGGCCAGCAUGACUGAGCCACUUCUGGCGAAACCAGAGCAGCACACUGAAAUGCUGUUUACCUUCCUGCUGGAAGAUUGAUUUAUCUACUUGCACUUUGACGUGCUUUCGAACUGCUAGGUUGGCAGGAGCAGGGAGCGAACAACGGGAGCUCACCCCGCUGCGGGGAUUCGAACCGCUGACCUUCCGAUCGGCAAGCCCUAGGCUCAGUGGUUUACACCACAGCGCCACCAAAUGAAUUCAAAUGUUCAUCCCAUGGUGGGUCCACCAUUUUCCGUGGUGGGUCUUGUUACAAAUCUCGGCUUGGUACAAAAUGGUGUGAACCAAAGUGAGGCUGCACCAGUUCACAGGAUAACAUCUGUCUGCUGAGUUGUUUGAAUUAAAGCCACACAUUUCCCUGAAGAAUCAUUCCCAAAACAAUGCUAAUGUAUCCCGUAUCCCCUACUACACCCUCAAGUUAAUAAGCAACCCAUGCUAGAGUUGAAAAAGGUGGCUUGUGUCACAGAAGCCAUAGUUUUGAUAUAGUGAAACUAGGAAAGCAAUAAAUUUCACAUGAUGUGGAAAGUGUGCAAUGAAAGAUUGAUUUUAUAACCUCCUAAAAUAUGGGUUUAGAGUCUGGGUAUCACACUAUAUAUAUAUAUAUAUAUAUAUAUAUAUAUAUAUAUAUAUAU